UAACCUAACUUUUAUAAGAUUUUCAAUAGAAAAUAUGGAAAACUUAACAUUUUGUGUUCUUUGCGGCAACACCAUAGUCAAUACUAAACAUUUCAAACUGUUAGAAUGUACUUCUAAAAAUACAAACAAACCUCUCCUCCAGUUAAUCAAUAAUUGUACGAAAUAUUUGGUAAAUUCUCAUUACAAAAUUUGCCAAAAGUGCCACAACUUAUUAAAUGAUUUGGACGAUUUGUAUUUCAAAGCAAAAACAAUUGAGAAUAACUUUUUAUUAUACGUUAUAAAAGCCUCAGAGGAAAGGAAAACACUCGAAAGCCUUAAAACAAACAUAUCAGAAAAACACUUAAAUGAAAUUAAAGAAGACAUCGAACCAAUUGUAUCACAACCAAAACUACCCGAACAAACAGAAAACAACAUAAACGAGUGUCACUGCGGCAAGAAGUUCAAAAAAAAGAGCCAAUACAACAACCACAUAAAAACCCAUUCAAACGAAAAACCAUAUGUAUGCGAAAUAUGCGGCCAAGUUUAUAAACAAAGGGGAUCGCUUAAAGUACACCUGGCAAUGCACACGGGAAAAACCAAUUUCAAAUGCCAACACUGUAACAAAUCUUUCACACAGAAAGCUGGCCUUUUGAGACACCUGCCCCUGCACACAGGUGAAACACCACAUCAGUGCGACCAGUGCGGCAAAAGCUUCGUCCACCACACGUCGUUCAACUUGCACAAACUGACGCACACGGGCGAGAAGCGGUUCAAAUGCAACUCUUGCGGGCUGGCGUUGGUUUCAUCAUCGCAUUUGAAGAGGCACAUGCGAAUUCACACGGGUGAGAAGAAAUUCGGGUGCGAAAUUUGCGGGAGGAAGUUCGCCGAAAGGUACAAUCUUUCCACACACAUGAAACUGCAUGAUAAUAAUUUGCAGAAUGGAAGAAAGUUUAGGUGUUUAAUCUGUGAUAAACUGUUUGAAAGAAAAGGUAUAUUAGAAGAGCAUUGUAUUAAUGCACACCAAAAGUCUAUUGAAACCACUCUUCAAGAAUUUGUUAUUAAUAUUCAUUAAUGUGAUAUAUUAAAAAGAAAUUGCUUAAC
Molecule: messenger RNA, 1080 nt
Organism: Aethina tumida (small hive beetle)
Lineage: Eukaryota; Metazoa; Arthropoda; Insecta; Coleoptera; Nitidulidae
Product: zinc finger protein 724-like
Exons: 3
Coding region: 35-1051 (338 amino acids)
Biological process (GO): regulation of transcription by RNA polymerase II
Molecular function (GO): DNA-binding transcription factor activity; RNA polymerase II cis-regulatory region sequence-specific DNA binding
Source: RefSeq, a predicted model, not a curated record